AUGGCAUUCAAGUUUGUGGCCCUUUUCGCACUGAUCGCCGUCGCCAGUGCCGGCGUCCUGCCCGCCGCCCAUGUGUACCAUGCCGCUCCGGUGGCCACCUAUGCGGCACCAGCCCCGGCUGCCGUCCUGAAGACCGUGACCCAUCCGGUGCUGGCCAAGGCCGACGAGGAGUACGAUCCCCAUCCGCAGUACAAGUACGCCUACGAUGUGCAGGAUUCCCUUUCCGGCGACUCCAAGAGCCAGGUGGAGGAGCGCGACGGGGACGUGGUCCGCGGGGAGUACUCCCUGGUCGAUUCCGAUGGAUUCAAGCGCACGGUGCAGUACACCGCCGAUCCCGUCAAUGGGUUCAAUGCCGUGGUCAGCCGGGAGCCCCUGGUUAAGACCGUGGUCAAGACCGUGGCCCCGGUGGCCCCCGUCUACACCUCCUACCACUAA
Drosophila subpulchrella is the source of this 435-nucleotide messenger RNA. RefSeq names its product larval cuticle protein A2B (gene Cpr5C). The record is from RefSeq and is a predicted model, not a curated record. NCBI's taxonomy places the organism in Eukaryota, Metazoa, Arthropoda, Insecta, Diptera, Drosophilidae. Gene Ontology annotation, cellular component: extracellular matrix. Bases 1 to 435 code for a protein of 144 amino acids. The transcript has 2 exons.